Messenger RNA from Durio zibethinus, 777 nucleotides. RefSeq names its product Calcium-dependent lipid-binding (CaLB domain) family protein. Lineage: Eukaryota; Viridiplantae; Streptophyta; Magnoliopsida; Malvales; Malvaceae. The record is from RefSeq and is a predicted model, not a curated record.
GUCACCGCAUGUGUUUUUUUUUAACCUCACUUUCCUCGUAAAAAGUGUAUUCGGGAAAGAGAUCCAAGAAACAGGGCAGACCUUUUAAUUCCCCGGUAUCUCUUGCCUGUAUCUGUCUUCAAUUAUUAUUCUUUCUCAGUCUCUCCGCUCCAAACAUGCCUCAGGGAACGCUUGAAGUUGUUCUUGUUAGUGCCAAGGGCCUUGAGAACACAGAUUUUCUCAGUAAGAUGGAUCCUUAUGUGAUCCUCGUUUGCCGUACCCAGGAGCAGAAAAGCAGUGUUGCGUCAGGAAAAGGGUCUGAUCCGGUGUGGAAUGAGAAUUUUGUAUUCAAUGUCUCCGAAGGUGUUUCUGAACUCAAAUUGAAAAUAAUGGACAGUGAUUUUGGUUCUCAUGAUGAUUUCGUGGGAGAAGCAACCAUUCCUCUUGAGCCUGUAUUUGUGGAAGGAAAACUUCCCCCAACUGCAUAUAACGUUGUCAAGGAUGAAGAAUAUCGUGGGGAGAUUAGAAUUGGUCUCACUUUCACCCCAGAGGAAAGUUACACCAGGGAUUUUGAAGUUGAAGAAUCUUUCGGAGGGUGGAAGCAGUCUUCAUACAUGGACUAGGCCACCAAUUGCGGUUUCCAUUUUAAUUUCUGUUUCAAUAACUUAUUUCGAAGUUUGAUUUGGUUGAAUGAUAUUAUUGUGUACUCCUAUACAAUCGAGUUCAACGAUCUUGGGUUUAUUGCGGUUAAUUGAUACACUGGAAAAGUUAUUUUGUUGAAAAGUCUCUUUGGUUUAA